Messenger RNA from Venustampulla echinocandica, 3201 nucleotides. RefSeq lists its product as uncharacterized. The transcript is spliced from 6 exons. The record is from RefSeq and is a predicted model, not a curated record. Lineage: Eukaryota; Fungi; Ascomycota; Leotiomycetes; Helotiales; Pleuroascaceae. The coding region runs from base 1 to 3201 and encodes 1066 amino acids.
AUGAGCUCGCCCUUGGCUUCAGGUGGUCCUGCACCGCCGUCAAGCCGAAGAGCCUCGCGGUUUACAAGACGAAGUUACCUUAGAAAUGGAACAUUCAUCUUGCCAGCGACAGGCGAACGCGUGCGACGGCAGAUUACCUUGAGAAAUCCUGCGAACUUCCGCCCUAAUUCUUCAGAUGACUCGAAUGACCCUAACCAACCGUUACUGCGCUUCCGAAGACCAUACUCUCGAGCGAGUACGUUCCAUACCGCUGUGGAGAAGUCGCUUGCUGUGCUAAAUGAGUUCUGGCAAUGGCUGAAGACCGAUACUGCGAAAGCUAUCCUGAAAUGCUCUUUAGCAUACUUGCUUGGGAGCAUGGGGACUUUCCUCCCACCCCUUGCGCGGUUCCUGGGAAAGCAAGAUGGGAAGCACAUAGUGGCAACGAUUACGGUUUAUUUUCAUCCUGCGAGAUCUGCGGGCUCGAUGGAAGAAGGGACUCUACUCGGUGUUGCUGCGUUUAUAUAUGCCACCUUGAUCUCCAUUUCCUCGAUGGCUGUGUCUGUGUUCAUAGGGUCUAAGGCGCAUAUUGUCGGUCUUGCCUAUACUCUCAUCCUGCUAGUCUUCUGUGGAGGAGGACUAGGGCUCACUGCUUGGGUUAAACAAAGAUACAGCACGCCGCUGGUAAAUGUGGCAGCCAGUCUUGCCAGUCUUGGCAUCAUAACCGUCCUGACAAAAGAAAAUGCAGUUCACGUUGGAAUCUUCGAUGAUGACAAAAUAGUUCAGAUGAUGAAGAUGGUCAUAAUGGGCUUGGCUGCCUCUUUUUUUGUGAGCGUGUUGGUGUGGCCGGUUUCAGCCCGCACCGAGCUUCGGGAGACGAUGAUUAAAACUACAGACUCCCUUGGAGACAUGCUUACAAUGAUCACUGGAAGCUUUCUUAGUGGUUCAGAAAAGGACAUGAGCUCAUCAUCUUUCAAUACCACUCUGGCCACAUAUAAAUCUGUCAUCAUUCAGUUGACGAAGAAUCUCAACGAGGCUAAGUUUGAGCAUUAUUUUCUUGGCACCGAGGAGCAAUACAGGUUAGAAGCUAGCCUUGUAAAUUGCAUGCAGAUGCUAGCACAAUCUAUCGGUGGACUACGAAGUGCUGCAGCGACGCAGUUUAGUUUGCUCAGAGAAAGCUCUGUUUCUGGCGGUGUUGUUCCCGCCAACCGGGGUUAUUUCGACAUGGCAGAUAUCCAUGGAGGAUCCCCAUCUUCACCGUCAGUUAUCAGACCAGAACAUUUUGCUGUCCUGACGGCUAUAGAGGAGGCAUCUGAGGAAGGUAGUGCCACUGAGGAGCCUGGCCUUGGCUCAACGUUGAAGCGCACACCGUCGGGUACCAAUGUUGCCAGCGCCUCAAGUUCCAUGAUGCCACCCGUUCGGACACCGGCCGAGAUAUUUUCGCGUUUUAUUAUACAUUUGGGCCCCUGUAUGAAGUCCUUAGCGUACACGCUUUCUCAAAUACUCGAAGAGCUACCUUUUGGUAGCGGGCCGGAUUACGCCAUCGCCAUCAACGAGCAUUUUCACGCAAGCCUGACGGAUGCACUGAAGCUGUAUAGUGAUGCUCGGUCUGAAGCCUUGAGGGAGCUUUAUAAGUCCAAAGAAUUGGAUCGGGAUAGACCAGAGAGUAUCGAAGCGGAUUUCGAGGAAGUUGCUGCGAGUUGUGGUCAUUUUAGUUUUUCGCUUCAAGACUUUGCCGAAGACAUGCAAAACUUCCUAACAAUCCUCGAAGAUUUGAAAGAGCAAACCAAAUCAAGUCAACGGUCAUGGAAGUGGGCUCGAUUUUGGCAGAAAGCCAAGCACAGGGAAGGUCGAGGUACAAAUAACGACCCCGAUGGCGAGCCACUACUUGCCCAAGUCGGACAUACCGAGCAGCCCAAAGGUCGCCCCAAGCUGUGGUUGCGGCGGGGUAAAUCGACAUCUGGGAAAGCAGAAAACCAUGAAAAUUCUAAGUGGCCAAUUCAUCCUUGGAUUCUACGUAUAGUGAAGCUUUUUGAGCGAGAUGACCUUCGUUUCGCCAUAAAAGUCGGCGGGGGAGCCGCUCUCUAUGCGCUUGUCGCCUUUCUUCCAGCGACAAGACCAUUUUACCGACAAUGGCGAGGAGAAUGGGGCCUCGUCUCUUAUAUGCUAGUCUGUAGCAUGACAAUAGGGGCAUCAAAUACUACCGGGAUUGCUCGUUUUGGAGGAACUUUUGUUGGGGCUGUAUGUGCCAUUCUCGUCUGGGUUAGCUGCCAAGGAAACCCUUUCGCCCUCGCCUUUUGCGGAUGGUUGUUUAGCCUGCCUUGUUUCUACCUCAUCGUUGCUAAGGGGAAGGGCCCGCUCGGGCGAUUCACACUGCUUACUUACAAUUUGUCCUGCUUGUACGCGUAUAGUUUGUCUGUCCAAGAAGGUGAGGAUGACGACGACGAAGGAGGCGAUACACCAGCAAUUAUUGAAAUUGCCAUGCAUAGAGUGGUCGCUGUUUUCGCUGGAAUUAUAUGGGGUCUAAUUAUUACGAGAAUUAUCUGGCCUAUCUCUGCGAGGAGGAAGUUCAAAGAUGGAUUGUCACUGCUUUGUUUGCGAAUGGGUCUUAUUUGGAAGAGAGAUCCUCUGUCGACACUUUUAGAAGGAGAGUCUGCAAAUCCUUAUAUGAACUUGCAAGAGGAAUUUGCACUUCAACGAUAUGUUCGAUAUCUCGAUACUAUGAGAAAAUCCGCUGGAAGCGAAUUCCAGCUCCGCGGUCCAUUCCCUUCGAAGACAUACGGUCGAAUCCUAGACUCGACGACUAAAAUGCUUGACGCCUUCCAUGCCAUGAACGUUGUCAUCCAAAAGGAUCCGAUAAUAACUGAAGGCGAAGCCUCGCUCUUGCGGUACACAACAAUUGAACGGGCUCAGCUCUGCGCUCGGAUUAGUCAUCUCUUUCAAGUUCUCGCAAGCUCUAUAAAGCUGGAAUAUCCCAUCAAUGAAGGUGGCUUUCCUAGCGCCGCGAACCCACGAGAUAGAUUACUUGCAAAGAUCUUCCACUAUCGAAAAACUGUUGCUGGUAAUGAGCAUGAAGGCAGCGUGAUCGCUAAGGAUGAGGAUUAUGAAUUAUUGUAUGCGUAUGCUCUUGUCACAGGACAGUUGGCGGAGGAGAUCGAGAGGGUUGAGAGGGACAUUCAGUAUUUGUUUGGAGUUUUGGAUGAGGAUUUAUUGAAGUUAAGAUAG